Messenger RNA from Siniperca chuatsi (mandarin fish), 2435 nucleotides. It is a transcript of the gene ska3, whose product is annotated as spindle and kinetochore associated complex subunit 3. Gene Ontology annotation, biological process: chromosome segregation; mitotic cell cycle. Gene Ontology annotation, cellular component: spindle microtubule; outer kinetochore. The transcript is spliced from 11 exons. Bases 158 to 1954 code for a protein of 598 amino acids. The record is from RefSeq and is a predicted model, not a curated record. Lineage: Eukaryota; Metazoa; Chordata; Actinopteri; Centrarchiformes; Sinipercidae.
ACACUUCCUGUUAAAGCCGGAAGAGGCGCCAAAAUAGAAACGUUUAUUUCUGUCACAGGAAAAAGGUAAACAAACGGCUCGUUCGGCGGUGUAAUUGUUGGAGUUUGUCUGACAGUGUUUGAAUGCAUUUUUACAUAAUUCAGACUCUUAUCUGAAAAUGGACCCGACGACGCGGUUCUUUACCAAGCUGAGAAGGCUGGCGGUGACUCUAGAAUCAGAAACUGCCAAGCUCCAGCACACCUUUGAGAACCGCAACAACGACGGCGACAGCGAAACCACUGCGAAAGCGAUGCGAGCAUAUCACGAGCUGAACUGUGAAAUCGGGAGCCUGAAGGGGCAGAUCCAGGAACAGUUGGCUCAGCAGAAAGCACAGGAGAAUAUGGUAAGCAGCUUCAUUGAGGCCUCCAGAGCGAAGGAACAGGAGAUCUCUAAGGACAUCCAGACACUGAAGAGACACUGGGAAAAAUAUGGUUACCAAGCUCCCCGAGACGCCCAGAGACCAACCAAGGCUGAAGAUGAAGCAGCAGAUGAGAAUGAAACUAACUCAGCAGAAGAAGAAGAGGGAAGCCAGGAGGAGGAUGGAGGUAAUCACUCCUCAUCGUCUCCAAAAGUGGGACCACCGCCCUUCACUGACGUGCUGCGCACCCCGCAGCUCUCUGACUUCGGUCUGUCUGAGAUGCAGCUGAAGAAAACGCUGGCUGGGGCGGAGUGGUGCUCUGAAGUUCCCCCUAUGCCUGAGAUGAGCCUCCCUCACCCCUCUCUCAACACGCCUGCGCCGCCACCCAUGCCCUUAACUCCCAAAUGUGCCCUGCGGAUGGAUGACGAUGAGCUACAGACACCUCAGAUGCAUGACUUUGGCAUCUCAGAGCACACCAUGUGUCUGAACAACGACUUCACUAUGGAUCUGUUCCGGAAGAACGUUGAAAAGCCCCAAAGACCACCACAAGAAAUGCCUGUACCACCAGUAAACUCUCUAAUGGAGAAUUUGCAGACAAAAGCAAACAACGUGGAGUCCCCAGAGCCACCUGUGUUUUGCACCCCGGGGUUCAAGAUCAAAAAGACAAACAGUCACUGCGCCUUACCUGCGCAGGGCAAUGGUGACCCAGAAUCCCCCGGUUGCCCUGGAAACCUGCCUUCCACCCCUGAGGUCCCAGCCUUUCAAACCCCAUACGUGAACCGACUGGUCAGCACCAAAAAGAGUGCACGGCAGCCUGAGCCUAUCAACAUGCAAGCUGAUGAUGAUAGCCACACCUUUGAACUUCCAACCCCUCCUUGUAACGGAGCAACCGGCUCCAAACGCACCUGGGAAUGCGAUGUGCCAGAGAUGGAUGUGGAGGACAAACAGAUGCCAGAGAUGCCAAACCUGGAGUCUGUUCUGGGAAAUUCUUUACAAAGUAGAAGUGCAAAAAUGCCAAAGAAGACUAGUGAGCAUGAAAAGGUGACCAAGGAGCCCACUGUCAACAGUCUGGAGCUGGACGGACCCACCCAGGAGUUCAGCUUGGGGACACCUCGCAUGUGGAUGGACUACCAAGAGCCCAGCACCCCAGAGAUGCCAGACCUCAGCUCUGUUACACAGGACAUCUGUAAACUUUGGUCCCAGGCUCAGGUGAAGAAGACUGCCACGGUGGUUGCACACCCACAUGUCAGGCCAGAAAAAGAUAAAAACAGAGCUGUGAGUCUGUCUGUGGUGUCAGAGAGCGAGUUCCAGAGUUUACCCAGCUACCUGAGGCAGAUGAGUCUGUACAGCCUCAACCAGGCAGUCCACAACAUCAACACAUUCAUGGCAGAGUGUCCAGGAGAAAAGACAGAGAUUCAGAUGGAGGAGCUGAGAAGGAUUACCAAUGUUGGAACCAAGACCCCUGUGUACGUCCUCUGUCUAAUCGAGCUCAAGAGGCUGCAGCAUGUGGGAGGAGCCAGGAACACCUCUGUGUACAAACUGAGCACACACAACUAAAGACUGCUUGGAUACAUUACACUUUGUCCAAAUGUAGUGUCAUCUGGACUCACAAAAACCUGCUAGUAUCUCCAUCUUUAAGUUACAGAGAUGCUGGUGGUCUCUUGUGCUUCUAUCAAUAUACACUGAGUAAUUAACUUUACCAGAGAAAGGUUGAUAACUUUUGUAUCCCAGAUUGUAAAUGGUUCUAGUGCGUGGCUAGUCAGUAAUUUGCACUUCUGUGGCUUUAUUCUUUUUAUUUCAAACUGACCUGUAUACAAUCAAAUCAUAACACAUUACUGCACAUAAUAUAUAAAUUAGCUGUCUAAAGACUAUUAUAGUAGUAUAAUAGUGUAACAUUAAAAACUUCAAGAUACUUAACUUUAAAAUAAAGUUGAACUAAUGAUGGAUAAAAUAUGACAGAAGUAUAAGUGUAUGAUCUGAACAACAGUCUACAGUGUUAAUAAUAAAGGCUAAAAAAGGAAAGCUUUGAUUUACAAUA